AUGGAGAGCGAGAGCAAUCUGAAGACGUGGGUCUCCGACAAGGUAAUGACCCUGCUCGGAUAUUCUCAACCCAUAAUUGUUCAGCACAUCAUCGCUGUUACAAAACAAGCAACCUCGCCGGCCAGCGUGGUCGAGAUGCUAGUCGAAUCUGGUUGGUCCUCCAACACCGAAACGGCGUCGUUCGCCCAAGAAAUCUUCGCCAAAGUUCCUCAUAAAGCAUCUGUUCUUGACCAAAACAUAAAAAAACCUAGGGUUUUCCGUCGUAAAAGGUAUGAUCUUGUGGACGAUGAUGAAGAAAAACAAGAACCAGAGCAAGAAGAGAGAAAGGUGAAAAUACGAACUUGCCCUGAAGAUGAGGAAGAGGAAGAUCAGAGAGCGAGGGAGCAACUGGAGAGGAAUUUAAAGGAGAAGGACAAAGCAGCCACAAGAAAACUGACAGAGCCAAACCCUAAUCGGAGAAGAUCGUCGAGGAAUGCUGAUCAUGACAUUGAACGCUUGCGAACACUUUCGAGGGAAGGGUAUAUGAAGAAAAGGAAGAGACAAAUAUUGGAUGAGAUUAGAGCCGAGAUAGAAGAUGAGAAGAAGUUAUUCAAACAUGAAAAGCUAACUCAAGCAGAGAAAACCAGAAACAAAUACAUGGAGGACAUAUGCAAUGUUGUGAAUAAGUAUGAAGCUGUGGAUGAUGAUGUCGAAGUCUACCGGAUUCCAGAAGCCUAUGAUGACAUGGAGAGUGGUGUUAAUCAGAAGAAGAGAUAUUCUGUGGCGUCGCAGCGAUACAAGGAUGGAGAAGUGAAGAAGGUUGGUGCACAUGCAGAGCAGGUAGCUUGGGAGGAUCACCAAAUUGGAAAGGCAAGGGUUAGUUUUGGUUCAAAGAAUAAAAGGAGAGAAGGUGAUGAGUAUGAGUUUGUGUUUGAAACAGAUAUGGUUGAGUUUGUCAAGGGGUCAAUGGGGUCAGGGAUUAAGGGAGAUGAUAAGUUUGGUGAUGAUGAUGAUAUGGAAAUAAAGAGUAAUCAGUUAUUUGAAUUGAGAGCAAAAACAGCCAUGGAGAAGCUCCAGGAGGAGAGGAGAGCAUUACCUAUGUACAAAAUGCGCCAAGAGUUUCUCAAAGAUGUCAAAGAACAUCAAAUUGUUAUUAUUGUUGGCCAAACCGGUUCAGGGAAAACUACACAGAUACCACAGUUUCUGCAUGAGGCAGGGUACACAAAGGGUGGGAAGAAGAUUGGGUGCACACAGCCGCGGCGCGUUGCAGCAAUGAGUGUUGCUGCCAGGGUUUCUCAAGAAAUGGGUGUCAAGCUUGGGCAUGAGGUAGGUUACUCUAUUCGUUUCGAGGAUUGCACCUCUGAGAAGACUGUUGUGAAGUACAUGACAGAUGGCAUGUUGUUGAGGGAGUUCCUUGUUGAGCCAGAUUUAGCAAGCUAUAGUGUGCUGAUGGUGGACGAGGCACACGAGAGAACUCUCUCGACUGAUAUUCUAUUCGGAUUGGUGAAGGACAUUGCCCGAUUUAGACCUGACCUGAAACUCCUUAUCUCUAGUGCUACUCUUGAUGCUGAGAAAUUCAGUGCUUAUUUUGAUUCAGCUCCAAUUUUUAUAGUCCCAGGAAAGCUUCAUGAUGUUGAUGUCUUCUACACAAAAGCACCAGAAGCUGAUUACUUGGAUGCAGCAAUUGUCAGUACACUUCAAAUCCACGUGACAGAACCCCCCGGAGAUAUAUUGGUGUUCCUUACUGGACAAGAAGAAAUUGAAACCAUGAACGAAAUAUUGAAGCACAGGACAAGGGGUCUAAGGACAAAAAUUGCUGAGCUGAUUAUCUGUCCCAUAUAUGCAAACUUGCCUAGUGAGCUGCAGGUCAAGAUUUUUGAGCCCACUCCUGAAGGGGCUAGGAAAGUUGUCCUUGCCACAAACAUUGCUGAAACUUCUCUGACUAUCGAUGGGAUCAAAUAUGUCAUUGACCCUGGAUAUUGCAAGAUGAAGUCCUACAAUCCGAGGAGUGGGAUGGAGUCAUUGCAAGUCACUCCCAUCUCAAAGGCGUCGGCAAUUCAGAGGGCGGGUAGGUCUGGUCGAACUGGCCCUGGUAAGUGCUACAGGUUAUAUACUGAGGACAAUUUUAAAAAUGAGUUAGAUGAUACCACAAUACCAGAAAUACAACGAACUAAUCUUGCUAAUGUUGUUCUUACUUUGAAGAGCCUUGGGAUCAAUGACUUGCUGCACUUUGAUUUUAUGGAUCCUCCACCUGCUGAAGCACUGAUAAAAGCCUUAGAACUGUUGUUUGCACUAGGGGCACUAAAUAGUGUUGGUGAGCUUACCAAGAUUGGUAGACAGAUGGCUGAGUUUCCUGUGGAUCCAAUGUUGUCAAAGGCGAUCGUUGCUUCAGACAAAUACAAGUGCUCAGAGGAGGUACUUUCUAUUGCUGCCAUGCUCUCUACUGGUAAUUCCAUCUUCUAUCGUCCGAAGGACAAACAAGUCUAUGCUGACAAUGCAAAGCAAAAUUUUCACAUUGGCAAUGUGGGAGAUCAUAUUGCAUUGCUAAAUGUUUACAAUACAUGGAAAGAGACAAAUUAUUCGACACAAUGGUGUUACGAAAAUUAUAUACAAGUUAGGAGCAUGAAAAGAGCAAGAGAUAUCCGUGAUCAGCUUGAGCGGCUCUUGGAGAGAGUUGAGAUUGAGCUCACCUCGAACCCUGUAGAUUUAGAGGCUAUAAAGAAGACAAUCACUUCUGGUUACUUCCCUCAUUCUGCUAGAUUGGAAAAGAAUGGAGCUUAUAGAACAGUGAAAAAUCCACAGACUGUCCAUAUACACCCCAGUUCAGGGCUGGCACAAGUGCUUCCGAGAUGGGUUUUGUAUCAUGAGUUGGUCCUCACCACUAAGGAAUAUAUCAGACAGGUUUCAGAACUAAAACCAGAGUGGUUGGUGGAAAUAGCUCCGCAUUAUUACCAGCUAAAGGAUGUGGAAGAUUCGGUUUCAAAGAAGAUGCCUCGGGGAGAAGGGCGUGCGCCAUAGAUUGUUCCCCUAAGUUGCAAUCCCUUCUGUAUUUCUGUUUUGUACUAGAGAAUGACUGUGUGGUCUUAACUAUCUUUGUUUUGGUUAUAUUAGAAGUUUCUGAAAUAUAAUAUCUGACUUCUUUUUUCUCAUAACUGAAGACAAAGGCCAGAUGGAACAUGAAGCAGUUUGAUUGCAUAUGCGCAGUACAGAGUCAGAAAGAGCGAUUCAGUUGUGGCAUUCACAUUGAGAUUGUUUUGCUCAGGGAUCUGCAUCAAUGAUGAAUUUAAUGGCUAUUUUUCACAGAAAAUAUACGCUUGGCAUAAUGUUGAUGGUCUCUUUUAAAGUGAGAUACUUUACUAGUUUAAAGUUCCAGCAGAUUUGCUAGCCGUUUGUAGCAUCAUAAGUUGCCAGGUAUGUGGGUAAGGAGAUCCAAUCUGAAGGGAAGGAUUAUGCCGAGAUUUACAGUUGACUAGUGCUGUUCGACCUGCAAUCUUCAUUUAGAGUUCUCCUCUGGGAAAGAUUGAUCCAGGCAUGAAUUUUACAGUUGUAACUCGUCAACUGUAAUCAGGCAUCAACAGAUUGAUACAGAUUCGUAAAUAGACUCCAGUUUACCAUCCCCUUUAUCACUAUUGCAGCUCAGACAAAAUCGCUUUCGUUUUGGUCAAGCUCAGGUGCCAAUGGGGGAUGGAUUCCCCAAAUGAAGAAAGGUUUUGUUUCUGGCAUUUUCAUAGGUUUCAAAGAGUGCUGAAAGUGGAG
This is a messenger RNA of Rosa rugosa (rugosa rose), 3735 nucleotides long. Its product is annotated as pre-mRNA-splicing factor ATP-dependent RNA helicase DEAH1-like. The record is from RefSeq and is a predicted model, not a curated record. The transcript is spliced from 2 exons. NCBI's taxonomy places the organism in Eukaryota, Viridiplantae, Streptophyta, Magnoliopsida, Rosales, Rosaceae. Bases 1 to 2997 code for a protein of 998 amino acids. Gene Ontology annotation, molecular function: ATP binding; RNA binding. Gene Ontology annotation, cellular component: intracellular anatomical structure; catalytic step 2 spliceosome.